UUUUUCCACGUCUGAGAGUGUGGCACGUCGUGUGGGUGGUGUGCGCGUGAAAGACGACGGGAACCUUUCGUUUUUCGCGUUUUGUUUUUGUAUAUAUUUCGAACAAAAUACGUCUAUAAUUGUGUAUAUAGUGUAGUUAAUUUUCAUUAAUUAAUUAAUUCAAACAAUACCACAACAAACUGACCCAAUGUCAUGUAACAGCCAAAAACCAAUUAAAACACAACAAAAAUAAUUCAUUACAAAACGUGCAAAAAACGUGCGUCAGUGUAUGUGUAUAUGUGUGUGCGAUUGCGAGUGUGACAGUGAGCGUGUGUACUAGAGUGUAUUGUUGUUGUGCGAAACGCCUGCUCAGGACGAAUUUAAAUAGCUAAACAAUUAAAUUUAAGACCAUGCAUAAGGAAAAAGUUUUAAGUACACAAAAUGCAAAUAAAGCAAACAACAAAGAGCAUAAAUUAAAUGGAUCAACAAAAGAAAAUAGUGAUAAAACAGUUAGCCUGCUGAAUAAAAAGGAUGAUAGCUGCGAAUAUGAUUUGGUACCACCCGAUGGAGGCUGGGGUUGGUUAGUUCUCUUUGGCGCCUGUCUGACCAACAUACUCAUCCCCGGCACCAUCAAAAGUUUCGGUGUAUUAUUUAUUGAGUUUACGGAAGCUUUCGAAGUCUCGCAAACGAAAUCAUCUUGGAUACCGGCGUUAUGUUACUUUCUGUAUAGCUCAUUGGGUCCUGUUUCGAGUAUUCUUUCAGUUAAGUAUUCUUACCGUACGGUAACGCUGAUAGGCGCCGUCUCUGCAUCUCUGGGCAUGGUAUUAUCAUUUUGGGCAUCAUCUGUUGGAUAUUUGUACAUCAGUUAUGGCGUACUUGUCGGCAUUGGAGCGGGACUUUCCUUUCCCCCCACUGUGUAUAUUGUCACCUCGUAUUUUGUGAAGCUGCGAGGAUUGGCCAAUGGCCUCUGUAUUUCGGGCAGUGCCCUCGGCUCGAUUAUAUUGCCGCCUGUGCUGCGUUGGCUACUGGAGGCAUAUGGUUAUCGCGGAUCGUGCCUCAUCAUGGGUGGCAUUACAUUGAAUGUGCUAGUGGGUGCACUGUUCUACGAGCCCGUGGAACAGCAUAUGGUGCGUGUGCCGCGUGCUCGUCAGGCACUCGAUGAUAUUCCCGAGGAGGAGGACGUUGGCAUUGUGAUGAAAUUCGAGAAUGUGGAUGAGACGGCACAGAAUCAGGAGCAGACCGUUGAGAAGCAAUUGCUGCCAUUUAAUUCGCCACCAUCGCCACUUUAUCUGCCCGAUGAUGCGGAUGACAAGCAGCAGUUUGUGCGCAGCGCCUCGGCAGCUGUUGUCCAGAGCUAUGCCAAGCCGGGAGACGAGUUCCAGCCACGUGUCAGAAAGAUUAGCACUCCAGUGCGUCUGCCUCAGCGCAAUCAAACCUUCACUCCUGGUCAACUGAACUCGCAAACGUCGCUGUACGCCGUGCCCGAGGGCAGGUCCAGUUCCAACAAGCUCACGCUAAGGAAUAGCUCUCGGAAUCGUCUGUCCAAGCGAUCGCCAUCGACCAGUAGCUUUUUGUACAUCAGCACACCGUAUCAUGGCAGCACGUUGUCCUUCCAGCCCAAGGAGUUCUCCUCUCAUCUGUCGCUUCGUUCCGCUGGCAGCGCCGCAGCGUCAAAUGAUUCAGCUGCUCCGGCUGCCGCUCGAGCGGAUGAUACAAAGGGUGGCAAAGAGGAGCCAAGUCAGCGUAGUAAAUUCUUUGAUCUAAGUCUGCUGAAGGAUCCCAUGUACUUGGUCAUACUCAUCUCGAACUCAACUAAUGCAAUCAGCUAUACAAAUUUCAUCAUCCUGCUGCCCAGCUUUGGACUCGCCAGAUCUUUUGACAAAUCCUUGUCCGCUUAUUUGUUAUCUGUGGUCUCCGCAACGGAUCUAAUUGGACGCAUUGGCGGAUCAGCGCUGUCGGACAUGGGAUUCAUACCCAAGACGUGGUACUUUGUGGGCGGCUUGACAGUUUCCGGCAUUUCAUUGGCCCUGCUUCCGUUUGCCUAUAGCUAUGGUAGCGUCUGCUUUUGGUGUUCCCUCUUUGGACUCGCCUCUGGCAUUUAUGUGGGUAUUACGGCCGUCAUUAUGGCCGAUAUGCUGGGCACGGAACGUCUUACUUCAUCCUAUGGCAUCAGCCUGUUUGUCAAUGGCAUUCUUCAGCUAGUGGGUCCGCCACUUUGUAAUUACUGGACCGAAAUGGUCAAAGACUACAAUCCACUGUUCCAUGCCCUUGGAUUGACGCUGCUCGCCGGCGCCAGCUUAUGGGCGUUUAUGCCCUGGAUUGAGCGACGCAAAGCCAAAGAGGAGGAGAAGUUGGAGGCCCAACUGGACGAGGAAGCUGUCGAUGGCUAUUAAGCCACAAACCCACGUACAAUUACACUUAGUUGUAAGGCUUUAAAUGCGUACAAAGGAGGAAAUCAUUGAAAAUGGAGCGGAGGAAGAGAAGAAUGCAGUAGCCGAAUGAGAAACAGAACGAA
Molecule: messenger RNA, 2494 nt
Organism: Drosophila innubila
Lineage: Eukaryota; Metazoa; Arthropoda; Insecta; Diptera; Drosophilidae
Gene: hrm
Product: monocarboxylate transporter 13
Exons: 5
Coding region: 390-2372 (660 amino acids)
Biological process (GO): monocarboxylic acid transport; transmembrane transport
Molecular function (GO): monocarboxylic acid transmembrane transporter activity
Source: RefSeq, a predicted model, not a curated record